Zychaea mexicana is the source of this 525-nucleotide messenger RNA. RefSeq names its product cyclin-domain-containing protein. Gene Ontology annotation, molecular function: protein kinase binding; cyclin-dependent protein serine/threonine kinase regulator activity. Gene Ontology annotation, cellular component: nucleus; cyclin-dependent protein kinase holoenzyme complex. The record is from RefSeq and is a predicted model, not a curated record. Lineage: Eukaryota; Fungi; Mucoromycota; Mucoromycetes; Mucorales; Lichtheimiaceae. Gene Ontology annotation, biological process: regulation of cyclin-dependent protein serine/threonine kinase activity. The transcript is spliced from 4 exons. The annotation marks the transcript as partial.
AUGAAUGCAGCUCCAUUUCGAUUUGAUCUUGCACGUCAUCCUACCAAGGAUACCAUAAAGAUGCUGACUUCGUUGCUAGAAAAAGUCACCAAAGCCAAUGACCGCAUGCAUCCAGUACCCUUGUCACAUUCUGAUAAACGCUUCACAGCUUUCCAUGCUCGGUCCAUACCUACUAUUGGUAUCCAUGCUUACCUGUCACGCAUCCUGAAAUACUGUCCGUGUGCAAACGAAUGCUUUCUGGCGCUGCUCGUUUAUUUCGAUCGUUUGUCAAAGUCAACAGCUCAUCGACAACCACUACGAAUUGAUUCAUUUAACAUCCAUCGACUCAUCAUAUCCGGAGUAAUGGUGGCUAGCAAACUGUUUUCUGACGUAUUUUACACAAACACUCGCUAUGCCAAAGUCGGUGGAUUACCCGUUAGCGAGCUAAACGUACUAGAAGUAGAAUUCCUGACACUCAACAACUACUCAUUGUUUGUUUCUGUGGAAGAAUUACAACAUUAUGGAGAUCAGCUUCUGUUACAUUGG